CCCAUAAAAUUAGAAGAGAUAAUUAGAGAGAGAAAAGAGAGAGGAGAGAGAAAGAGACAGCGACAGAGGGACAGACAGAAGGUUAGGAGAGAGAAAAGCCUCUGCAAAAGAGCUUUGACUCUCUCGUCCUCCAUGGCGGAUUCACACCUUGAAGAAUUCCUCUCUACACAGCUAUCUACUUCCCAACCACCCAUUCACUUUUUUGGUUGAUUGAAGCUCCUGACCUUCAAAACCCAUCUGGGACCUCCUCAAAUUUUCUCAUCAUACGCCAAUAUAAUCACAAAAGGAAAAUCACAGGUAAAUUUGAAGAUUUGAUCCAUGGGAAAUUGCUGUGUAACCCCUGCUGAUUCUUCUGAGAAGAAAAGAGGGAAGAAGAAGAAACCCAAUCCAUUCUCAAUUGAUUAUGGUGCAAAUCAUGGAUCUGAAAGUGGAGACAAGCUGUGUGUAUUGAAAGAUCCAACGGGUCGCAACAUUUCGCAGCGUUAUGAUCUGGGUCGUGAGCUCGGGAGAGGCGAAUUCGGGAUAACAUACUUGUGUACUGAUGUAGAGACAAAUGAAAGACUUGCCUGCAAAUCGAUAUCGAAGAAGAAGCUUAGGACAAUGGUGGACAUAGAGGAUGUGAGGAGGGAGGUUGAGAUUAUGAAGCAUUUGCCAGAGCAUCCCAAUAUUGUGACUUUGAAGGCCACUUAUGAGGAUGACAAUGCAGUUCAUAUUGUCAUGGAAUUGUGUGAGGGCGGAGAGUUGUUUGACCGUAUCGUUGCAAGGGGGCAUUACACAGAACGGGCGGCUGCAGCGGUAAUGAAGACCAUUGUGGAAGUUGUUCAGAUGUGUCACAGGAAUGGAGUGAUGCAUCGUGAUCUCAAACCAGAGAACUUCCUUUUUGCAAACAAGAAGGAAACUUCCCCCUUAAAGACGAUUGAUUUUGGGUUGUCAGUUUUCUUUAAACCUGGUGAGCACUUUAGCGAGAUAGUGGGAAGUCCUUAUUACAUGGCUCCAGAGGUUCUAAAACGCAAUUAUGGCCCAGAGAUUGAUGUAUGGAGUGCUGGAGUUAUUCUGUACAUUCUGCUUUGUGGUGUUCCGCCUUUCUGGGCAGAAACUGAACAAGGAGUAGCCCAAGCAAUUAUUCGCUCUGUUAUUGAUUUUAAGAGAGACCCAUGGCCUAAAGUUUCUGAUAAUGCUAAGGAUCUUGUGAAGAGAAUGCUUGAUCCAGACCCUAAGCAGCGGCUUACUGCUCAGCAAGUUCUUGAGCAUCCCUGGUUGCAAAAUGCAAAGAAGGCUCCAAAUGUCCCAUUGGGUGAGACUGUGAAAGCAAGGCUCAAACAGUUUUCUGUAAUGAACAAGCUCAAAAAAAGGGCUCUAAGGGUGGUGGCUGAGCAUUUGUCAGUGGAGGAAGUGGCUGGGAUAAGGGAAGCAUUUGAUAAGAUGGACACCACCAAGAGAGGCAAGAUAAACCUUGAGGAGCUUAGGGAUGGGUUGCAAAAACUUGGCCAUCAGAUCGCUGAUGCAGAUGUUAAAAUCCUAAUGGACGCUGCCGAUGUUGAUGGUGAUGGAACUCUGAAUUGUGGAGAGUUUGUAGCUGUUUCGGUUCAUCUCAGAAAGAUGGCCAAUGAUGAGCACCUACGUAAAGCUUUUGCAUUCUUUGAUCGGAAUCAAAGUGGUUAUAUAGAGAUUGAAGAGCUGCGAGAUGCCUUGAGUGAUGAAGAUGACACCAACAGUGAGGAAGUUAUCAGCGCCAUCAUGCAUGAUGUUGACACCGAUAAGGAUGGGCGUAUAAGUUAUGAGGAAUUCGCUGCAAUGAUGAAAGCUGGUACAGAUUGGAGGAAAGCAUCCAGGCAAUAUUCGCGAGAACGGUUCAACAGUCUCAGUUUGAAGUUGAUGAAGGAUGGUUCGCUAGAAACUAAUUAAGGUAGAUGAACAAGGAAAAUUUUAAGAAAACCAAUGUGAUGGAGGGAGAGAAAAAUCAGAAAGGAUAUUCCUUUUACAUAAUUUUCCUUUUUUUUUUUUUUUUUUUUCA
Messenger RNA from Cornus florida, 2014 nucleotides. Its product is annotated as calcium-dependent protein kinase 8-like. Gene Ontology annotation, cellular component: nucleus; cytoplasm. NCBI's taxonomy places the organism in Eukaryota, Viridiplantae, Streptophyta, Magnoliopsida, Cornales, Cornaceae. The transcript has 9 exons. The record is from RefSeq and is a predicted model, not a curated record. Gene Ontology annotation, molecular function: calcium ion binding; calmodulin binding; calcium/calmodulin-dependent protein kinase activity. Gene Ontology annotation, biological process: protein autophosphorylation; peptidyl-serine phosphorylation; intracellular signal transduction. Bases 319 to 1905 code for a protein of 528 amino acids.